AUUCAUUAGUUAAUCUGGAAGCACAAUAUCAUUCUUGCUUCGCCAUGGAAAACCUUUACUGCUACGCUGCUUUCUUCCUCUCCAUUAUCUUCAUCAUCAUCACCAGACUUGUAUACAAGCAUAGCCCAAAUUCACCACCUGGUCCGUUUUCUUUGCCAAUAAUAGGCCAUUUCCACCUCCUUAGACAACCACUGUACCAAACUCUACACACCCUAUCGUUUCAGUACGGUCCUGUCUUGACCCUUAAAUUUGGUUCUCGGCCUGUCGUCGUCGUAUCUUCUCCUUCCGCUGUCGAAGACUGUUUCACCAAGAACGACAUAAUAUUUGCAAAUCGUCCCCGCUCCAUGGCCGGUGAUAUUUUGACGUACAACUUAACUGCUCCGGCCUGGGCUCCAUACGGCCACUUGUGGCGGAACCUCCGACGCAUCCUGAACACCGAGAUCUUCUCUAAGAAUAGCCUCCAAAAGUUUUCCAUCAUCCGAGAACAAGAGGUUUACUCCCUCGUUCGCUUAGUGUUCAAAAUCUCAAAUGGAUCAGAACCCCAAAAAGUGGAAUGUAAGUAUUUGUUCUCUCUCCUGACUUUCAAUGUAAUUAUGAGAAUGCUCACUGGGGAGCCAUGUGUUGGAGAGGAGGCUGCAAGUACAGAUCUAGGAAAGCAGCAGCUCAAAGACGUGAAGAGGAUUCUUUUUGCAUUUUUGGGAAUGAAUAUAUGUGAUUACAUCCCAAUUUUGAGGUGGGUUGGUUACAAAGGGUUGGAGAAGAACAUGGUAAGAUUGCGAGGGAAGAGGGAUAAAUUCUUGUGCCACAUGAUAGAAGAGAUUGAGCAAAUAAAAAAUAGUCCUUUGAAUACUAAGAAGGGGACUUUGAUAGAAACUCUGCUGUCUCUUCAUGAAUCAGAAAGUGAAUUUAAUUCAGAUGAUAUCAUCAAAAGCAUCGUUUUGAUGAUGUUUGCCGCGGGAACAGAUACAAAUAUAACAACGAUGGAAUGGGCAAUGACACUUCUGCUAAAUCAUCCAGAGGCAUUGCAGAAGGUUAAAGUGGAGAUUGACAACCAAGUUGGACAUGGGCGCUUGCUAAAUGACUCUGAUCUUGCCAAUCUUCCUUGUCUUCGUUGUGUCAUCAACGAGACACUUAGACUCUAUCCCCCAACGCCACUUUUACUACCUCAUUUUUCUGUAGAAGAUUGCACUGUUGGGGGUUAUAAGAUACCGCAAGGGACAAUGCUAUUAGCCAAUGCAUGGGCUGUGCAUAGGGAUCCCAAGCUCUGGGAGGAGCCCGAUGGCUUCAAGCCAGAGAGAUUUGAAGGAUUCAAUGGAGAAAGAGACGCUUUCAAAUUCUUCCCAUUUGGGAUUGGGAGGAGGGCAUGCCCCGGUGCUGGCAUGGGCCACCACCUAAAUUCUCUAGCCCUUGGUGCACUCAUCCAGUGCUUUGACUGGGAAAGGCUUGACAAGGAGAUGGUGGACAUGACUCCUGCUUCAGGGUUUCUUUUGGCUAAGGCCAAGCCUUUGGAAGCUCUCUGUAGUCCCUGCAAUUCCAUGACAGAGAUCCUCUCUCAGCUUUGAUAACCUGAUCUACGUGUAAUAUAUUAAACUAUCUUGCUUCGGACUGAAGUUCCUUCUGUUAAAAUAAGAUCUCUCCCAAAAACGUUCAAGUGCAGAAUGUGUUAAAAUCUGCAUUCUAAUUUGGGUCUAGAUCUUUUUGUUAAGGAUAUAAUAUGAGGAAAUA
Juglans microcarpa x Juglans regia is the source of this 1725-nucleotide messenger RNA. RefSeq names its product cytochrome P450 81C13-like. The coding region runs from base 45 to 1562 and encodes 505 amino acids. The transcript is spliced from 2 exons. Gene Ontology annotation, molecular function: heme binding; iron ion binding; monooxygenase activity. The record is from RefSeq and is a predicted model, not a curated record. NCBI's taxonomy places the organism in Eukaryota, Viridiplantae, Streptophyta, Magnoliopsida, Fagales, Juglandaceae.